GAGUCAUUUCCGGCGCGACCGGAAGACGAGGGGAACCGUUUGGGGAACGGACUGACCUGAACGCUCUCCCGGGUCCGGAAGGUGUUCGCCGGGAAUUACACUCGUGAAAUCCGGGGCUUUAUGUGGAACUCAAUCAGGAAAAUGAGGCCCACAGGAGACGAUCAACCUUCUCAAUCAAGAUAAUAUUUGCUGGUAUACGUCAGAACAAGUGUCCACCCAAGGUUCUUUUGUUGCCUUGUCAGGAGAAACAUGAACCAGAAGCUACUGAAGUUUGAGAAUUUGCUACGGUUUCAUACUCUUUGUAGGCAGUUACACAGAGAGUACCGCUCUCUGGGUCAAAGAAGACCGUUAGCACCGUGGUGGCUUUCAGCUGCUUAUCCAACAUGGACAACUCACCUUUAUGCCCGCCCCUGGCGGACAGAUGUGCUCAUUGGGACUGCUUUAUUUCAGUAUAGGCUUCUAGUAACAAAGAAGGAAGAAAGACCACAGAAAUCUCAGUUACCUUCAACAAAAUCUAAAAAGGAAGUCGAAGUCUGGAUUGGAAUGUCCGUUGAGGAGUUGGCCAGAGCAAUGGAAAAAGACGUAGAUUAUGUCUAUGAAGCCUUAUUGAACACUGCUAUUGACGUAGAUUCCCUAGAAGCAGACUCCUAUUUAGAUGAAGUCUGGAUCAAAGAAGUGAUAAAGAAGGCAGGGAUGAAGUUAAAAUGGAGCAAAUUAAAACAGGACAAAGUCAGAGAGAAUAAAGAUGCUGUAAAAAGGCCCCAGGCAGAUCCAGCUUUAUUAACCCCAAGGUCUCCAGUCGUUACUAUAAUGGGCCAUGUUGAUCAUGGGAAAACAACAUUACUUGACAAACUUCAAAAAACUCAAGUGGUAGCAAUGGAAGCUGGAGGCAUCACCCAGCACAUUGGUGCUUUUCUUGUCUCUCUACCUUCUGGGGAAAAGAUAACCUUUCUUGAUACUCCAGGACAUGCUGCCUUCUCAGCAAUGAGAGCCCGAGGUGCUCAGGUCACUGACAUUGUCGUGUUGGUUGUAGCUGCAGAUGAUGGGGUCAUGAAACAAACUGUAGAAUCUAUUCAACAUGCCAAAGAUGCUCAAGUUCCUAUUGUCCUUGCCAUAAACAAAUGUGACAAAGCUGAGGCUGAUCCUGACAAAGUGAAAAAAGAGCUGCUGGCUUACGAUGUGGUGUGCGAAGAUUACGGAGGUGACGUUCAAGCAGUGCAUGUCUCUGCACUCACGGGUGAUAAUCUGACGGCUUUGGCAGAAGCAACAAUUGCUCUUGCAGAAAUGUUAGAACUGAAAGCAGAUCCCACCGGUCCAGUGGAAGGAACAGUUAUAGAAUCUUUCACAGACAAAGGAAGAGGUCCUGUUACCACAGCUAUCAUUCAAAGAGGAACUUUGAGAAAAGGUUCAAUCCUGGUUGCUGGAAAGUGUUGGGCAAAAGUACGCUUAAUGUUUGAUGAAAAUGGAAAAACAAUUAAUGAAGCCUAUCCUAGCAUGCCAGUGGGAAUUAUAGGCUGGAGAGACCUUCCUUGUGCAGGAGAUGAAAUUCUUGAAGUAGAAUCUGAGCCAAGGGCACGUGAAGUUGUUGAUUGGAGAAAGUAUGACCAAGAACAGAAGAAAAAUAAAGAAGAUCUGAAAAUAAUAGAAGAAAAGCGAAAGGAACACCAAGAAGCACAUCGGAAAUCCCGUGAGAAGUAUGGCACUUUGCACUGGAAGGAGAGGUCAUUUAUAAAGUACAUAGAAAGGAAAGAACAAAAACUCUUAAAGCCAAAAGAGAAAAUCAAAAGAGAUUCAAAUGUACUUCCUAUAAUUAUUAAAGGUGAUGUUGAUGGUUCCGUUGAGGCUAUUUUGAACGUUGUGGAUACCUAUGAUUCUUCACAUGAGUGUGAACUAGAAUUAGUACAUUUUGGAGUGGGCGACAUUAGUGAAAAUGAUGUCAACCUUGCUGAGACAUUUGAUGGUGUUAUAUAUGGCUUUAAUGUGAAUGCAGGCAAUGUUAUCCAGCAGUUGGCUGCAAAAAAAGGAGUAAAAAUUAAACUUCAUAAAGUCAUUUACCGUCUUAUUGAAGAUUUGCAGGAGGAAUUGAGCAGCAGAUUGCCCUGCACUAUGGAAGAACACCCGAUAGGUGAGGCUUCUAUACUAGCUACGUUCUCUAUAACAGAAGGGAAGAAAAAAGUUCCUGUGGCUGGCUGCAGAGUCCAAAGGGGACAGUUAGAAAAGCAAAAAAAGUUCAAAUUAAUUCGUAAUGGACACGUUAUUUGGAAGGGCUCCUUAACCUCACUGAAACACCAUAAAGAUGAUGUUUCAGUUAUCAGAACUGGAAUGGAUUGUGGUCUCAGUUUAGAUGAAGAAAAAAUAGAAUUUAAAGUGGGAGACGAAAUUGUGUGCUAUGAAGAAAAGGAAGUUCUAACCAAGACUUCUUGGGAUCCAGGAUUUUAAAGUUACAUUAAAAAUGUAAAUGACUAAAUA
This is a messenger RNA of Tupaia belangeri chinensis (Chinese tree shrew), 2469 nucleotides long. It is a transcript of the gene MTIF2, whose product is annotated as mitochondrial translational initiation factor 2. Gene Ontology annotation, cellular component: cytoplasm. The transcript has 15 exons. NCBI's taxonomy places the organism in Eukaryota, Metazoa, Chordata, Mammalia, Scandentia, Tupaiidae. Gene Ontology annotation, molecular function: GTP binding; translation initiation factor activity; GTPase activity. The record is from RefSeq and is a predicted model, not a curated record. Gene Ontology annotation, biological process: translational initiation. Bases 250 to 2439 code for a protein of 729 amino acids.